This is a messenger RNA of Iphiclides podalirius (scarce swallowtail), 1008 nucleotides long. The record is from the annotation of a GenBank genome assembly. NCBI's taxonomy places the organism in Eukaryota, Metazoa, Arthropoda, Insecta, Lepidoptera, Papilionidae.
AUGGUAAAUAGUAAUCUAGGCCGCUGUCAAUACCAUCGAAUAGCAGAGGGUAUAACCUUCACUUCGGCGUUUAUUGAUAAUUCGGCCUACUUACACGUCACCAAAAAUUCUAUAUUCGCAAUGAGGAAAGUUUCAAAAAAUCGAAGUGAUGAUGAUGUGAUUUCAUCUACUAAUGGUUCGGGUUCUGUGGAAAUUAUCGAGAAUCCUAACGCGGAGGGUUCCGUAGAAGGAACUGAAAAAGAAUCUGAGGCUAAAACUGAUGAUAGCGAUGGGAGUGGAAAUGGAAUAUCAGAAGUUGAAAAAGAAAAGGACGAAAGUCCUAAAAAAGGAAAAGGUAAAAACAGUAGACCUAAAAAAAAGAAAGCAGGCAAAACAAAAAAAAUAGUACAAGAAGCAGAAGAAGAAAAGGAAGAAGAGUAUGAGGUGGAAAAAAUUGUAGAUUCUAAGAGAAUAAAAGGGAAGCUACAUUACCUCAUUCAUUGGAAAGGUUAUUCUUCAGAAGAUGAUACAUGGGAACCAGAAAAUACUUUAUCUUGUCCUGAGCUAAUUAAUAAGUUCAAUGAAGAAAAAGAAAACUCUAAGAAUAAAGAUGCUGCACCUCAGCAGAAGAAAAAUAACAAACGAAAAAGUAGCGUGAAGAAUAAAUCAUCACCUAAGAAACCAAGGAAUAACAAGUGGGACAGUGAAAAGGCUGAUGAAUCUGCUGAGUAUGAGGUUGAACGCAUUUUAGAAGUACAUCAUAAGAAAUCUGGUAAAAGAGAAUUUCUCAUUCACUGGAAAGGAUGGUCCAAUAAAUUUGAUUCAUGGGAACCUGAAAGCAAUCUUAACUGUCCAGAACUAAUCAAAAAAUUUAUGGAUAAAGUAAAUGCGGCUCGCUCAUCAGACUCGCGAAGUUUACGAGUAGCUCCUGAAACAACAAAUCGAUUUACAUUGCAAGCUCCAUCAUCUGGACGACGACUUAGUAAAAGGAAAAACCAGCGCCAACGGGUUCGUUAUGAUAACGCUGAA